Messenger RNA from Camelina sativa (false flax), 1564 nucleotides. The record is from RefSeq and is a predicted model, not a curated record. Lineage: Eukaryota; Viridiplantae; Streptophyta; Magnoliopsida; Brassicales; Brassicaceae.
AAAAGCUUGUGUAAGCUUUGUGAAGAAGAAAAAAAAAAAUAUUGGAAACAUAUUGGAGAGAACGAUGGAAACAUAUUGGAACCUCAUUCUUGUGCAGACUCCGAUGAGGCUAGGAAGCAAAUUCGAGAUGCUAGUCAUGAUUGUGUUGCUGCUAAAGGGGAUUCUCCUGAGAAACUUGAUCCAGUUUUCUAUAUGGACAAGAAUGUUACCGCUUGUGAUUUACCUGAGAUUGUUGUUUGUUACAAGGAGAAUGGUUACCAUGUCGUCAAAGAUAUAUGUGUCGAUGAAGGUGUUCCUGUUCAAGAGAAGUUCUUAUUUGGCGAGAAGGAUUCUGUAAAGUCCAGCUCUAACUCAAACCAGUGUGCCUCAGAGGAAUUGAAGAAAGCAGACAAAACAAAUGUGAAUCCUACAGAAACAAAGUCCUUGGAAGACAGCAAUAGUAAGGUUGAUGUUUCUGAGGUUUGUAAUGGUACUAAGACAGUCCAAGAUGCUGAAGAAUCUUCAAGAGAAGAUUUUGCUGAUGCUGAAGGUUCUAGCAAUUACGAUCAAGAGCAUUUGAUUGUGACAGAUGAAACCAAGGACUCGCCCAUGCUUGCUUCAAAUCCAUCUGAAAUUUCUCCUGAAGUUGAAUCUGAAGAGAAUUUGAAGGACGGAGUGGCUGUUUCAUCGGAGAAUGUCUUAGCGGAAUCGUUGACCUUGGGAGAUAUUCUAUCAAGGGAAGAUGAGCAAAAAUCUCUCAAUGGCAACAGACAUGAAGAACAUUCUCCUCCUCAACUUCAGGACAAGGAAAACAGAAGCUUAGAAACCACUGGUCUCGAAUCAGAGCCUGAAAAAACAGAGGAGAAGCUUUCCACUGCUUCUACAACAACCUCUCAAGAACCAAACAAAACUUGCAACGACCCUGACAAGCCUGAAACUGAGAAUCAUCAGCAAAACCGCUUAGUGGAAAACUCUCACGAAGAUGAUAACCUUUCCUCGAGCAGAUUUGGAGAGACAAGUUUCUCUGCAGCAGAAUCAGUUUCUAUUUCAGGUCACAUAACAUACUCAGGACCAAUUGCAUACUCUGGAAGCCUCUCUGUUCGAUCCGAUGCAAGCACAACGAGCGGAAGAUCCUUCGCUUUCCCUAUAUUGCAAUCAGAAUGGAACAGUAGCCCUGUAAGAAUGGCAAAAGCUGACAAGAGAAGACAAAAAGGAGGAUGGAGACACACUCUUCUCUGCUGUAGAUUUUCUUGAUGCCUCUCCUCUACAAUUUUAGUCCUAAAGCUUCUCACUUUGAAGCACAGAAGAAGAAGAAAGAUCUACUAAAUUUACAAUAUUUCCUUAAAUUUGGAGUGCUUUUUUUUUCAGUACUGAAAGUAAAUAAUUUUUUUCUCUUUUUUUUUUUUCUUUUUUUUUUUAUGGGUGAGUGAUUUAUAGUCAUGCCAUGGUGUGUGUAAUUGGCAUUUUGGUAGUUACUAUUUUGGUUAACAGUUUAGGGGCUAUAAGUUUUGGUUUCAGAAUGGUUGGUUUAUGUGUAACCGAUGCGUUUAUUAUAAUUUUUACAAUGAAGAGUCUUUUAGAUUAA